Messenger RNA from Vicia villosa (hairy vetch), 575 nucleotides. RefSeq names its product mediator of RNA polymerase II transcription subunit 15a-like. Bases 116 to 406 code for a protein of 96 amino acids. Gene Ontology annotation, biological process: regulation of DNA-templated transcription. Lineage: Eukaryota; Viridiplantae; Streptophyta; Magnoliopsida; Fabales; Fabaceae. The transcript is spliced from 4 exons. The record is from RefSeq and is a predicted model, not a curated record. Gene Ontology annotation, molecular function: transcription coregulator activity.
AAACUUUUCAUUGAUACUAAUAAAUCCUCUAAAGCAACCGAACCACCGCUAGCACCACCAUCUACCACCGUCAGUUAGUCUAAAUUCUAGACCUAAUCAAGGUGCUCAACCCAAUAUGGAAACUCGUGGUUGGAAAUCUCAAUUGCAUCCUGGUUCACGCCAAAGAGUUACCAGCAUAUUAAUAGACACAUUAAAGAAACAUAUUCCUAUUUCUAGUCGAGAGGGAUUAAAUGAACUUGAGAAGAUUGCUCAAAAGUAUGAAGAGUGGGUUUUUACUCAUGCAACAAGCCAGUGUGAUUAUAUAUGGACAAUAUCUAGGAAGAUGUGUACAAUAAAGGAUCCAUCGCGAGAUAUGGCCAACUAUAUAACAUUGAAUCAAGUUGGCACUACUAAUGAAAUGGAAUAGAUAGUGCCAUUCUACAUUUCUAACUUUUUUUUGGGAAUGUUUCAUUGAUAUUGAUCUACAUGAAAUGUCACGUGUUUAUCUAGCGUGCUAUGUUAUCAAUUCUAGUGAAAUAAAAUUAUCGGACGAGUCUUCUUCUUGCAUAAGUUUGCUUCAAAUUAAUUGAACGUAA